UCGACGUUCGAUGAAGCUUGGACGACGACCAGGCCGUUGGGGCACGACCCUCCUCCGGGCUUUUUCGGCCCAUCGCAAACUCCGGUCACUCCCGCACCUAACUUCCAAGGUGUAGGAGUGACGACGGUGAUUCCCGGAGGAGAUGCCAGCUCCGGUCAGGCCCAGGAGGCUCGUGUAGCAGCGGCAGCGGCGAUGCCACCACCACCAGAUCCAACACAAGGGCAGAGAGGAGUGCUGGCGCAAGGAGGAGUGCCACCACAGGCAGCCAUACAAGCCCCCGACCAACAAAUGGUGGCAAUGACCCGAGAGGAGAUGCAAAGGAUAGCGGCGGCCGCGGCAGCGCAGGCGGUGCAGCAAGUGGCGAGUCAUACAUCUCAUGCCACCACCGCGCCGACCACGGUGGCCGGAAGCCAGGAUGAGAAUGUGUCUAGCUAUGGAGAAGGAGGAGCUGGAAGAGAUCGGGCAAUCGAGAGGAUGGCGGAGCAGUUGCGCCAGCUGCAAGACAAGGUGGAGGGGAGGCCAGAGAGGAGAGCUCGAGGACAUCCCUUUUCAAGGGAGAUUCUCGCUGCUCCUUUGCCAAACAAUUUUAAGGAGACCAACUUGGUGAAUGACGGGUCAUCUGACCCAUCGAGGCAUGUGAGGACCUUUGAAAAUAUGGCUGUGUUGCAUGGGUACUCUGAUUCCGUUUGUUGCAGGGCAUUUUUAUCGACCCUGCGUGGAGGAAAACUCAAUUGGUUUCAUCAACUUCCACCUGGGUUGAUCGCGAGCUUUGAGGACCUUACUGGCAAGCUUAUCAAUCAAUAUUCGAGCGCGGUGGUGCAGGAGAAAACGUAUUUGACUUUGAUGGCGAUGAGGCAGGGGGAGAAGGAAUCAUUAAGGAAGUACGUUGCUCGAUAUAACCAAACAUGUUUAGAGGUGCACUCGGCUUCGGACGAGGUGAAGGCAGGUGGAUUGAUACGGAGUCUUCGAGCACGGCCUUGGAGGGCAUGGAGGAGAGGCCCGAUGAAGAGAGGAACGAUUUACAUGAUUUCCGGUGGGCCAACUGAUGGUGACUCAAAUAGGGCCAGGAAGGAGCACGCUCGAGCGGUGAAGAGGAAGAGAGAGGAGGUGGGGAUUACUGCCCGCAUGCCGGUGAUAAGUUUUAAGGCGGAGGAUGCCGAGGGGGUGGUCCUGCCGCACAACGAUGCCUUGGUGAUAACCGCGGAGGUAGCAGGCUUCGAUAUGAAGAGGGUGUUCAUUGACACCGGGAGUUCGGUAGAUGUGGUGUUCUAUGACUGUUUUGUGCAGAUUAACAAGGAGUUGAAUGCGGAGUUGAAACCGGUGACCACGGCACUCUAUGGCUUUAAUGGGGGAGAGGUGAUGCCGAUGGGCGAGGUGAGUUUGCCGGUGGCGCUGGGAGUGGGCGAACUGAGGAAGGUGCGCAUGGUAAGGUUUGUGGUCGUAGGAGCUGAAUCAUCUUAUAACAUAAUUAUGGGGCGGACGAGCUUGAACGCGUUCCAGGCGAUCGUAUCCACGUACCACAUGACGAUUAAAUAUCCGGUGGGCGAAAACGUAGGGGAGAUCGCUGGGGACCAGCUCACCUCGAGGAGCUGCUACCAAACUACG
Striga hermonthica is the source of this 1605-nucleotide messenger RNA. The record is from the annotation of a GenBank genome assembly. Lineage: Eukaryota; Viridiplantae; Streptophyta; Magnoliopsida; Lamiales; Orobanchaceae.